UUAGAACUAAAAACGACACCGUUUCAAAACUAAACGCUUCACACUGACUCAAAACUUUGACCCAUUUUCCAAACCCUAGCCAAACCUUCACCAUCUUCAUCUUCCUCAAAAUUCAUCUCUUUCUCUCUCUAAAUCUUCACUCUCUCUCGUCAAUUUCCUCAAUUCACCUCUCUCUCUUCGCAAUUUUCACUCAUCAAACCCUAAUUCAUCUUAUCCCCUUGUUUCUCUCUCUUCAUCACCAAACCCUAAUUCACAAAAAAAAUCACAUUUUUCACUUCUUCAUGGCUUCUUCUUCAAUCAGUGGAUCUUCCUGAAUCCAGAUCGAGGUAAACAUUACUUAAUUCAGAAUCAAAAUCAGUGAUUUUGGUUCUUUCCAUUUUGGUAACAGAAUUUUUACGAAGUAGUUUUCACACUUGAAUUUGUUGUGAUAUAGGUACCCUUUUGGUCUAUGAUUGAUAAUAUUGCAUAAAGUUUAGAUUUUUUUCAUCUGGGUCUUGAAGAUUUGAAUUUUUAGGGUUUCGACCCUUUUGUUGAUUAGAUUUGGAUAGUGAUGUCUGUGAACAAUAAUAACAACCCUUCUAAAGGCAUUGGUGCUUCUUCAUCAUCCUUUGGUAAUGCUGGAAUGCCCUCUAAUUCUAUGUCUACAAACCCUGUUUUUUCACAAGCCCAAGCCCAAGCCCAGGCUCAAGCUCAAGCUCAAGCCCAAAUGGCUGCUGGUUUUCAAGGCCAGUUUCCACAGUCACAAGCCCAUGCUAUAGUUCAAGCACAAAAUAAGGCUCAGGCUCAAGCUCAGGCUCAUGCACAAGCUGCAGCAGUAGCUCAUGCUCAGCUCCAGGCUCAUUUGCAAGCUCAAGGGUUGAGUCUUAAUCAGAAUCAGGUUGGUGGUUUAGGGAAUUUAGGUGUUUCGUCGUCGUCGAUGUCUACGCCUGGGAGUGGCAGUGCGAAACGUGGUCCUUUGAAACCACCUAUGAGGCCGGUUGGAUUUCCGCCUCAGAAUAAUUUCUCACCGUUGAGACCAAUGGAACUCACGCCUGCUGCUGCACGGAGAAAGAAGCAGAAGCUUCCUGAGAAACCGAUGCAGGAAAGGGUGGCUGCUAUAUUGCCGGAAUCUGCUCUUUAUACACAGCUUCUCGAGUUUGAGUCUCGUGUGGAUGCUGCACUUUCUAGAAAGAAGGUUGAUAUUCAGGAAGCGCUGAAAAAUCCGCCUUGUAUUCAGAAAACUCUUCGUAUUUAUGUAUUUAACACUUUUGCGAACCAAAUUCGCACGAUACCUAAGAAGCCAAAUGCCGAGCCUCCGACGUGGACACUGAAGAUAGUUGGGAGGGUAUUGGAAGAUGGUGUUGACCCUGAUCAGCCGGGAGUAGUUCAGAAGUCGUCACCGAUGUAUCCAAAGUUCUCGGCUUUCUUUAAAAAAGUAAUCAUUACUUUGGAUCCGAGGCUAUAUCCUGAGAACAACACUAUUAUGUGGGAUAGUUAUCGAUCACCUGCUCCUCAAGAAGGUUUUGAAGUGAAGAGGAAAGGGGAUAAAGAGUUUUCGGUGAAUAUACAGUUUUAUAUGAAUUAUGCACCUGAGAAGUUUAAGCUUUCACCAGCAUUGACGGAAGUUCUUGCUAUCGACGUUGAUACUCGUCCAAGAAUUAUUGCUGCAAUAUGGCACUAUGUGAAGGCUAGGAAACUGCAGAACCCUAGCGACCCUUCUUUUUUUCACUGUGAUCAGCCUCUUCAGAAAGUAUUUGGGGAAGAAAAGGUGAAGUUCACAACGGUUUCGCAGAAAAUAUCACCACAUUUGUUCCCUCCACCACCUAUAGUUGUGGAGCAUCAGAUCAAACUAUCGGGAAAUAGUCCAGCUGGGAGUGCUUGUUACGAUGCGAUGAUUGAUAUUCCUUUUCCUAUUCAAAGGGAGUUGUCUGCACUAUUGGCAAAUGUUGAGAAGAACAAAGAGAUUGAAACAUGUGAUGAAUCGAUAUGUGGAAUCAUUAGAAAAAUCCACGAGCAUCGUAGGAGACGGGCAUUCUUUCUUGGUUUCAGUCAAUCUCCAGUAGAAUUUAUUAAUGCCUUGAUUGAGUCUCAAAGCAGGGAUCUGAAAGCUGCAGCUGGAGAACCUAGUCGCAGUGCUGAAAAAGAGCGCCGAGCAGAUUUUUUCAACCAACCAUGGGUUGAAGAUGCUGUUAUUCGAUAUUUGAAUCGCAAACCAGCUGCAGGAAGUGAUGCUCCAGGAAGCACAUGAUACCUAGAGAAGUCCCAGUGCUCCUUAUUUUGAAAUCAUUCAUCCUUUUAUGCUAUUCAUUUCAAUAUAAAUCAAGGGAAUUCUUAAGUAAGCUAGUUUUCCAUCUUCCAUGCCGUAUUUGUGAAUACUGCUCCAUAGCAUAUGGAUCCUAUGAGCACCGCAACUAGUUGCAGUGCUGAUAAUUUAUCAGAUUGUUAGGAGAAAGAUGGUAGCAUCAUAGUUUCAUGUUUCGGUAGUUGUUGUAGUAGUCCACAAUGAUGGAUUCUUUGGUUACUUUGACAUCAUGAAAAAUUUGUAUUAGGAAGGAUUAAUUUGUGUACAAUAUCUUCGGUUGUCUUGUUUGUGACACAACACAGGUGAAGAGAAAAACUUGUGCUGUAUGCCAUGAUUGUGUUACAAUCAAUCUGUGAUCUGUUGAAGUAUGUAGUAAUGUUAUGAAAAUAAUACAUAUAAAUUUGAGCUUCUUUUUUCAAUGCACUUCAA
Molecule: messenger RNA, 2710 nt
Organism: Medicago truncatula (barrel medic)
Lineage: Eukaryota; Viridiplantae; Streptophyta; Magnoliopsida; Fabales; Fabaceae
Product: SWI/SNF complex component SNF12 homolog
Exons: 2
Coding region: 551-2227 (558 amino acids)
Source: RefSeq, a predicted model, not a curated record